Molecule: messenger RNA, 2871 nt
Organism: Episyrphus balteatus (marmalade hoverfly)
Lineage: Eukaryota; Metazoa; Arthropoda; Insecta; Diptera; Syrphidae
Gene: Boh2
Product: mucin-2
Exons: 3
Coding region: 209-2746 (845 amino acids)
Source: RefSeq, a predicted model, not a curated record
UUUGCUUGGCGCUUUAGUACAUAUUUAUGUUUUGUCUACCGGAAAAAAAUCUAUUUUAUCAUUUAAUUUCAUAAAAAAAUAACUAUUAAUUUGUGAAUUUACUAUAAAACUAAAAUCAAAUGCCAAUGCUUUAAUAAUUAAAUAAAUUGCAAACUUUUUAUUAUAUUGUUCUUGCAUUGUUCUUUUCUAAGAAUAUUUGACUUGAAUUAUGGCCACCAAUGACACUAUUGUUGAUCUCUCUGAAGAAAAUGAUAACACUAACACCGGAACCCUUGCUUAUGGCUCUCAGCCACCAUCAAACACUCCCGAUGCCUUCGAACGCUCUUGCGACAAUCCUGAAUGUUCUGCUCCAAAACUUAUAUCUCAGGUACCAAAACGCGACACAUCUGAAUUUAUUACCGGGCCAAUUGUAAUGGAUCAACCAACUCUCAUAAAUGGCUUCACAACUGUCUUCCAAAUUGAUGGCGUCGGCCAUAGAAUAGAAGAUCUUAUGAACGAAGCUGAAAAUGCUCCCGGUCAAAAUCACAAACCGAAAACUAUUUUUCGUGUUGUACCGAAUACACACGCUCACAUUGUAAAUUAUGUAGUUGUCGAUGCUGCUGGAGAAACUAUGCGAAAGAUUAAAGCAAAUGAUCCUGAAACUAUUCGCAAGUUGCUGGUUUCACAGCGCUUAAGUGCUGAACAAAUGCUUAAGAAACUUAUUGGAAAGGCACUCGAGACUCCACCAAGAACAGAUAAUUCUUUAAGUACUGUUCCAAUGACUGGGGCAGGUACGUUAGCCUCAGUACCUGUUACACAGGGCGCAUUAACUUCCUCCUCCGCUGUAGCAACUACAUCAACUUCUAAGCCAAAUCUAGCACUGAAAGUAGCUCCAGCAGCUAAACUCAUCCCAGCACCUAAACUAGCUUCAGCAGCACUUAAGACAGCUCCAGCUAUUAAACUAGCUCCAGCUGCGAAACUAACGUCAGUAACAAAGCCGACUAUCACACCCAAACCAACUCCAGCUCUUACAACUAAACCAGCAUCUUUAUUAACUUCAGGGUCUACAACAGAUCCUGCAACACCAGCUGCCCCACCAAAGGUUCCGGCCGGCAUCACCAUAAAACUUCUUUCAUCCUCCGAUGCAAACAAAACUCCAAUCUCUUCCACAGCAUCAACAUCAACAGUAACAAGCACUCCUACCAGCAGCCAGAUCUCCAAAACAAUUUCAUCGCUAAUUCAAAAAGGAACAUUAAUCCCAAAACCUGCUGUCCAACCAACACCACCACGUCAACCGCCUGCUGGAAUUGGACGUGUCAUUCCAGCAUCGAAGCCAGUCGUUUGGCAAGCUGUUCCACCUGGAGUUGCAUCGAAAUGCUCACCAACUCCAUUGAAAACUACUCCACCAAGAACAGUUGUUUCUCCACGAAUUAUGCCUUCUGUAACUAUUUCGCCAACAAAAGUGGUGACAUCAUCAAAUCUCAGCAAUUCACCACCGCAACAAUCAGCUCCAGAGUCAUUACAGAAAGAUACAGAAAUGUUGGAUUUGGAAAAAUCUAUUACCACAUCUUCAAUCGCUGUUCGACGAAAUCUCGUCGCCGAUUCCCAAUCCAAUCAACAACAAUCAAAUAUUCUUAAGCGAAAAAUCGAUACUCCAUCACCAACUCCAGAAGUAAUCAAGAGGCUUCGACCAAGAUCUCCAAACAGAGCCCAUAUUAAAACUCCUUUAGCUGGUAAUUUGCCCCAAUCAUCUUCUCCAACUUCGACCAGGAAACUUCCUACACUUCCGAAAUUUCAAAAGCUACAAGUUUCCAAUAGGCCUGCAAUUAAGAGAACGUUAACCGAAAACCUAAAACCUGAGGAGAGCGCAGUCACUACAGCUAAUACAGAUCCAGAUUCAAAUAAACAAGACAGACUAGAUAUAGAGGACGAUAAUAUAUCUAAACCAAGUCCACCAGCAGUAUCGGAGAGUCCUUCGCGAAGGAAAGCUAAACCUCUCAUGGGACCGGCAUCGAAAAUGAAGGCAAUCAAAGCUCUUUCUGUUGCAAGGGCAAAGGCAGAGGAAUUGAAAACGGCGAAAUCUAUGAAAAUUGGAGAAACUAUAAUCAGACGAACUGCAUCUAUGAAGAGCGGCAAGGAUAGCCCUCAACCAGGAAUAACUUUAACAAAGCCUUGUUCGGUUGCAAUAACAGACAUAGUCAAAAGCAAUACAAACACUGAUUCGGAUAGCGAUUCUAUUACAAAAAAAUCCAAGCCAACAUUAAGAUCAUCUUCUGACAGAGAGCAAUUAACUACAGAAAAAUCAAGUGAUUCACCAAUUGAUAAACUUCGUGGGCGUUGGACUAUUAAUAAAGAUGAAUAUAUAAAAUCAAAUAUUUCUAGAUCACCCAGAACAACGAGGUCGAAAGUAGCCAAUACAACAAAAGCUGCAACUACGGAACAUAAUACAGAAGAUGAAAUAUUAGAUUCUACUUUAUUGACUACGCCAUCAGCACCAUCGCGAGUCUUGAGAGUUGUUUUGCCAUCACAAAAAAAUGGCAUUGUUAAUAACCCAGCAACAUCGCCGCAUCCUAAUUUGAUGAUUUCAUCGGUUAUAAGUGGUGGAACACCACUAUCAUCGGCAAGUUUGCCAGAAACUGAUGCUGAAACUAUACCCGUUAUAGUCAAUGAUGAUGAUAACAGUCAACCUGGAAUUGAACAAUUGCAAAAAGAGUUGGCCGAUUUGAGACGCACAGUUGCUAGACUUACUCAAGGAAAAAAAGUAUAAUAAAGUCAUGGGAGAAUCAUAAAUGGACAAAAUAUUUAAUAGUUAUUUUUUUCUUCUUUUGAUUUCUACAUAAUGAAGUAUAUGUAUUUGUAUUGUUAUUUAAAAUAAUAUUUCGUUGCGAAUAA